This is a messenger RNA of Annulohypoxylon maeteangense, 1616 nucleotides long. Its product is annotated as putative glutamine synthetase. The transcript is spliced from 2 exons. The record is from RefSeq and is a predicted model, not a curated record. Bases 142 to 1596 code for a protein of 484 amino acids. Gene Ontology annotation, molecular function: glutamine synthetase activity. NCBI's taxonomy places the organism in Eukaryota, Fungi, Ascomycota, Sordariomycetes, Xylariales, Hypoxylaceae.
CCUUUCUUCCUUCUAUAUACCUUUAUUUUCUUAUCACAUUACCACUAAAAGUUACCUACUACCUAGGUACUCUCUCAAAGUUGCUAGCCGAUUAAAUACACGAUCCCAAUACUUUUCUUCUUUUAUAGAACUCAAUUCGGUAUGGCUCUAACGCAACCUAUCACAGUCGAGGCUUUGCCAGAUCUCCUUAAGGAUGAUAACAAGGUUAAGCUGUCUGGUGUUGACGUCGAUGGGAUGCUACGAGGGAAAAUCGUGUCCAAGAAGAAGUUCCUAUCGAUAGCCAAGGAAGGAUUUGGUUUCUGUAGCGUCAUUUUUGGUUGGGACAUGCAUGAUAGGACUUACGACAAGGAGCUCAAAAUAAGCAACAAGCAGAAUGGCUAUCGCGACUUGAUCGCUGUGCCUGACUUGAAUAGCUUCCGGCGCAUCCCUUGGGAAGAUAAUGUUCCCUUCUUUUUAGUUAGCUUCUUCGAUGACGACUCGAAACCCGUGUGUGCCGAUCCGCGUGGCCUACUUAGAACCACGGUCGAGAAGCUGCGAAAGGAGGGGUACGACGCCAUGGCAGGAGCUGAGAUCGAAUUCUUCCAAUUUAAGGUGCCCUCUUCGCCCUCUACCACUGAUUCCCCCUCUCCGUCUGUCACAGCGUAUUUGAACGACAAUCCGCCGCAUGCUCUGCCGCCCUUAACUGAAGGAAUGUUCGGAUACAGCAUCACGCGACCAACUCUCAACAAAUCAUAUUACUACGACGUAUACAACUCGUGCGCUAAAUUCAGAUGUGAUCUAGAAGGAUGGCACACCGAAAGCGGGCCCGGGGUUUACGAGGCCGCGUUGGAGUUUGGCCAGAUAUCUGAGAUGGCAGAUCGGGCAUCUCUUUUCAAGUACGUUGUUAGGUCAGUCGCCAACGACUACGGCAUCACCCCCUGCUUUAUGGCAAAGCCAAGGCACGGCCUUCCCGGGAACAGCGGACAUACCCAUGUGUCUGUUGUAGAUAAGGACGGUAAGAAUCUAUUUUUCCGCGAGGAAAAAGACGAAAACGCCAAGUAUCCUGACAUCGCCAAUUUGAGCGAUCUCGGAAGACAUUUUCUCGCAGGCAUUCUGGAAGGCUUACCUGACGUGAUGCCCAUGCUUGCUCCCACAAUAAAUAGUUACAAGAGGUUGGUCGAGAACUUCUGGGCCCCCGUGACCGUCUCAUGGGGCCUAGAACAUCGCGCCGCAUCCGUCCGGCUAAUCGCUCCACCAACUUCGAAGCCCGGUGCGACGAGGUUCGAGGUUCGCGUACCAGGCGCGGAUGCGAACCCUUACUUCGUCAUGUCGGCAAUCUUAGCCCUCGGCUGGCGCGGCGUAGAGAAGAAGCUUGAAAUUCCGAUUCCUCCACUCGGAAUUGAUCAGGACGUGGGUGGUACCGCCGACCAAGGAGCUCGUCUGGCGAGAAAUCUGAGAGAGGCGACCGAUAAGUUUAUGAGAAAGGAUAGCAUUGCCCGCGAAGUGUUCGGUGAUGAUUUCGUGGAUCACUUCGGUGGUACCCGAGAGAACGAGAUUCGGUUGUGGGAUGAGGCUGUCACGGACUGGGAAUUGAAACGAUACAUCGAGACGGUAUGAGUGAUAUGCGACAAUUGACG